This is a messenger RNA of Cuscuta europaea, 1893 nucleotides long. The record is from the annotation of a GenBank genome assembly. Lineage: Eukaryota; Viridiplantae; Streptophyta; Magnoliopsida; Solanales; Convolvulaceae.
UAAAUAAGAAUAGUCAAACCUGCAUUAAUCAGUGGACAAUUUUUGCUGGUCAAAAUCCUGAAAUGUGAAUAUGCUAAAAAGGUAUUCCAUAGUCUACCCCAAUAAAAUACAUUGUCGGUUUUCCAUAACAUUGUUAUCGAAGAAUAUAAUGUACUCCUGGUAGAUUUCUUUUUUUGCAAACAUAAAAUUUCAGCCGAGAUGCAAACAAUCGGCUGCCACCAGCACAGCCACCAUUCAAUCGCCGAUCUCCGCCGAAACAAUCACCGCUCUCCGGCCGUAGAGACAUAUCCCGUGAUCCGCGCCUACAAAGAUGCCAGAUUCGAAGGUCGCAAAAAGAAGGGCUCAACCAGAACAUCGAGGUUGGCCGAGUCCUUGUCAAACUUCAUCAAUCUUCAGAUCGAGACGGCCACCAUUGCCCGACGGAACAAUCUUGUGAACGUCGAAGACAAGGCCGACACUCCCAUAUCGUCUCCCAAGCAAAAUAUAUCCAGCGAAUGGCGCGAACUUCACGGUUGCCGGGAAUGGGAAGGUCUUCUCGACCCGCUCCACCCGUUUCUCCGGCGAGAGGUCGUCAAAUACGGUGAAUUCGCACAGGCAACGUACGACGCGCUUGAUUUCGACUACUGCUCGGAGUACGCCGGGAGUUGCAGGUACAAUCCUCACAAGCUGUUCGACGAAUUGUCGCUUACAAGGAGCGGUUACAGAGUCGUCAAGUACAUGUAUGCCAUGUCGCAGGUCGACCUACCGGAGUGGCUAGAGGCGUCUAGAUUGGUGGACCGGUGGAGCAAGGACUCGAAUUGGAUCGGAUUUGUGGCCGUGAGCGACGACGAAGAAACGCUACGGAUUGGGCGGAGAGACAUCGUUGUGGCGUGGCGGGGAACAGUGACGCCAACGGAGUGGUAUGAGAACACUCAGAACAAGCUGGUGGCGAUCGGGCAAGGAGAAGGCAAAGUCGAACAAGGCUUCCUGAACAUCUACACUUCGAAGUGCGAUUCCUCGCCGUACAACAAAUCCAGCGCGUCGGAGCAAGUCAUGCGCCAGCUCCGAGAGUUGGUGGAAGCAUACGGAGGCGAAGAAAUGAGCCUGACAAUCACCGGGCACAGCCUGGGUGGCGCGCUAGCCGUUCUGAACGCCUACGAGUCGGCAGCGAACUUCCCCGGCCUCCCAAUCGCCGUGAUAUCCUUCGCGUCACCAAGAGUAGGAAACAUCGCGUUCCGCGACGAGCUGUACCAGAUGGGCGUCAAAACGCUGCGCGUGACGGUGAAGCAGGACUUGGUGCCAAGAAUGCCUGGGAUCGUGUUCAACGAAAGCCUGCAGAAGUUUGAUGAACUGACAGGAACACUGGAGUGGGUUUACACGCACGUGGGAGCUGAACUGAAGCUGGAUGUGAGAGCAUCACCGUAUCUGAAGAGAGGGUUUAAUUUCAUAGGGAUCCAUAUGCUGGAGACGCAUCUUCAUCUGGUGGAUGGGUGGGUGAGCAGGAGCUCAACGUUUAGGGGCGACGCCAAAAGGGAUGUGGCGUUGGUGAAUAAAGAUUGUGAUAUGCUGGUGGAUGAGCUCAGAAUACCACCCAACUGGUUCCAGUUGGCCAAUAAAGGUCUGGUGCGUAAUGCUUCUGGUAGGUGGGUUAGGCCCAAAAGGAAACCUGAAGAUGUGCCUUCACCAACCACCUUCUAACCUCAAAAAGGUCGGAAUCUUCUUUUUUCCGUGUAAUCCUUUUUUAAAAUAUACAACGUAGCAUUUUAUCUGGGAGAGAUAUGAAUCUUCCUUGUCUAGUAUGUCCCGAAGCUAUUCUGCAUUGGGCGGGUAUGUACAUGAUAGAGUAUAAGUCUAGAAAAAAGCGAGAGCUAGAGAGAAGUGAAAUAAGUUCUGCAAUAAAUGGAUUUGUCAACC